CUCUGCUCUCACUCCUCGCUCAGUUCAACAUGGACUCACUGAAUGUUCUGGUCUUUCUUGCGGUCACCUUCUUCACAGUGAAAGUUUCUCUUCAAGGGCCAGAUCAGCGCAAACUGUACGCCGACCUGAUGACUGGGUACAACCCACUGGUGAGACCAGUUUCCAAUGACUCUCAGACUCUCACUGUUCAGUUUGGCCUCACCCUCAUGCAGAUCAUGGAUGUGGAUGAGAAGAACCAGGUUUUGACAACCAACAUCUGGCUACAACUGCAGUGGGAGGAUCACUACCUUCGGUGGAAUACAUCAGAGUAUGGAGGUGUGACCAAUGUGAGAUUUCCUGACCAUCUCAUUUGGAAGCCAGACAUUCUGCUGUAUAACAGUGCUGAUGAAAGAUUUGAUGCUACUUUCCACACCAACAUUUUGGUUGACUCCUCAGGCACCUGUACCUACUUACCUCCAGGGCUCUUUAAGAGCACCUGCUACAUCGACGUGCGUUGGUUCCCCUUUGAUGUCCAGAGAUGUGACCUGAAGUUCGGCUCCUGGACAUACGGCGGCUGGUCUCUGGACUUGAAGAUGUUGGAGGCGGAUAUCACCGGCUACAUCGCCAAUGGAGAGUGGGAUCUUGUUGAGGUUCCAGGACAGAAGAACGAGCGCUUCUAUGCCUGCUGCGAGGAGCCGUACCCUGACGUCACCUUCACCUUGGUGAUGCGGAGACGGACCCUCUACUACGGCCUUAACCUGCUCAUUCCCUGUGUGCUGAUCUCCACUCUGGCCCUGCUCGUCUUCCUUCUGCCUGCUGACUCUGGGGAGAAGAUCUCACUGGGAAUUACAGUCCUGCUCUCCCUGACUGUCUUUAUGUUGCUGGUAGCAGAGAUUAUGCCCGCCACAUCAGACUCAGUCCCUUUAAUAGCUCAAUACUUUGCCACUACCAUGGUCAUUGUGGGUCUCUCAGUAAUCGCCACAGUUCUCGUCUUACAAUAUCACCACCAUGACCCUGAUGGAAGCAAGAUGCCAAAGUGGACCCGUGUGAUCCUGCUGAACUGGUGCGCCUGGUUCCUGCGCAUGAAACGCCCAGGUGAGGAGCGAGUGCGUUCAGCCUGUCACAACAAGGCUCCACGGAACAGUCUGACCAGCGUGGAGCUCAAUGCAAGCACUUCAGGCUCCCAAUCCACCAAUGGCAACGUGCUUUAUGUUGGCAUGCGUGGCCUGGAGAGCAUCCACUACUCCACAGCUGCCACCUCUUGUGACUCUGGGGUCCUCUGUGGACGUCUGAUUGGACGAGCAGGUGAGGAUGAGGUGCUCCUCCCCGCAGGUCACAGCUCCUCAGCUUGCAGAGUGGAACCAGAGCUGGCCAAGAUCCUGGACGAGGUGCACUUUAUUGCCAAGCGCUUCCGUGACCAAGACGAGGACGAGUUAGUGUGCAACGAGUGGAAAUUUGCUGCGUCUGUCAUCGACAGGCUUUGUCUCAUGGCUUUCUCCCUGUUUACUACCCUCUGCACGAUUGGGAUCCUCAUGUCAGCACCAAACUUUGUAGAGGCCAUUUCAAAAGACUUCUUCACUUAAAGGGAAACACUUCCCAAAUAAAGAAUGAAUGGCCUAGGAAAGUUCAAUCAAUGCAAUGUACGCAAUGUUUGCGCACAUGAGCUACUCCGUCUCAAAGCCAGAAACCAGAGAAGUAAGUCUUAAAUUUGGGAUCAUGGAGUAUGAAGUCUGCAACUGCUCCCUAGAUAAUGAUUGAGAGAAUGAUUUUUUUUUUUUUUUUCAUACUUAAAGGAGCUUUAUUCUAUUGUAGUACUCCGUUUGGAGACAGAAAAUGUACCCAUACAUUCAGAAGGUUCCCCUGGGUGCUGUUAGUGUCAUCUUUAACAUCUUUCCCAAUUCAUUGUCUAUGGAGCACUUCUGGACUUUGUACUUGAUAACAUCACAAAUAUGAGUUUCUAUUUUUUAGAUUUGGGAGAGAGAUGUUCAUGUUUGCUAACAUCUGUGGACUGUCUUAGACCACAGGAACUACAUGUAUGAAUUCUAAAAACGGUAACUUCAUGGGGAGGUAAUUUGGAUACAGUUAAGUGUAUUAGCAUGGGAGUUGUAUAUCACCAAAUAUUUAACCAUACUUAACGCAAAGUUAAAUUGAGGACUUCGGGUGAAAUGUAAUGCAUAAAAAGUUAAAUUUAUACCUACAUUAUGGUGGUGUAAAAUGACCAGCCUUUGACUUUAUAUUACACAGCCUAAUGGCAUGUUAAAGAAAAACAUCUAAAUGUGAUCUUUUGUAUGGUUUUAAAAUUAUUUAAAACAAAAUACUGGUACUAGCUAUUUGCUGUAAUAGCAUUGUUUAAGUAGUGUUAUUUGCUAACAAUGCAUGCAGCUGUGUUUUUUUAUGUUACCUGUGUAUGAUUGUUCAUUAAAAUGCAUCUAUUCUCAACUCUACUCCAGAUAAAACCAGUUAUCUUGUACCACUUAUCUUGUCUUGAAAUGUAUUUGUUGUACUCAUAGAUCCAAAACAGUUAUGCGAUGUUGGAAGUUGCUUUUCCUAUACAAAUUAUUGUCCUACGCAUAACCAUGUUCUUCCUUGGACUUACUUAUUGAUUGUUGCUUUUUAUUUUUACUUUGAUUAAAGGGG
Etheostoma cragini (Arkansas darter) is the source of this 2616-nucleotide messenger RNA. RefSeq names its product cholinergic receptor, nicotinic, alpha 7a (neuronal) (gene chrna7a). The transcript has 10 exons. NCBI's taxonomy places the organism in Eukaryota, Metazoa, Chordata, Actinopteri, Perciformes, Percidae. The record is from RefSeq and is a predicted model, not a curated record. The coding region runs from base 30 to 1562 and encodes 510 amino acids. Gene Ontology annotation, molecular function: transmembrane signaling receptor activity; acetylcholine-gated monoatomic cation-selective channel activity. Gene Ontology annotation, biological process: chemical synaptic transmission; signal transduction; regulation of membrane potential. Gene Ontology annotation, cellular component: neuron projection; postsynaptic membrane; synapse.